Messenger RNA from Gambusia affinis (western mosquitofish), 6344 nucleotides. Its product is annotated as sodium/calcium exchanger 1-like. Gene Ontology annotation, biological process: calcium ion import across plasma membrane; sodium ion transmembrane transport; cell communication. Gene Ontology annotation, molecular function: calcium:sodium antiporter activity. Gene Ontology annotation, cellular component: axon; sarcolemma; postsynapse. Bases 989 to 3868 code for a protein of 959 amino acids. The record is from RefSeq and is a predicted model, not a curated record. The transcript has 11 exons. NCBI's taxonomy places the organism in Eukaryota, Metazoa, Chordata, Actinopteri, Cyprinodontiformes, Poeciliidae.
UAAAUUUGCCAACAUUUAUCACAGAUGAAGAUGAAAAUUUUACAUGGACCCAUAAAAAUAUUUACUGAUAAUCUUUUGAUUUUCCAAGAUGGCUGCCGUGGUUGUUGUAGAGAAUAUAUUGGCACUAAAGCUAGCCGUAGAUAUUGCUAAAGGCAGACAGUUUACCAAACGUUACGGUCAGUACCUGCUAGUGCUAAUUAUCUUGCUAAUCACAUAAUGAUGCUAAACUGCUAAAUGUGUCUAAAAUGUAGUGGAAGGUAAUCUUAAACUGAAAAGCAUAUAAAAAUAACAAAAGCUAAAUCUUAAUUCCUAAACAUAAACAAUUAGCAGAGGCUAAUGCUAACAUCAGUGGACGAAUGGAGCAACGUCCUGAUACAUUUUAUUAUUUUAAGAUUCAUAAACUGGAUGAGCCGAAAAAAUAAGAUGACAUAAAAUUCAUUCUACUCAUAAAAACUGGAAACAUUUUAUUGCAAUAAUUGGUUAGAAAGGCUAAAAAAUGGCAGCCAUCUUGAAAAAUGGCUGUCAUCAUGAAAUUGAAGUUUCUGAUGGGAAAAAUGAAAAACAUGCUGAUGUUUACUGAUGUAUCCAUAGCAACAGAUCAAACAAAACGAGUCAGAUUCUUCUGGGUUUCAAUUCUACCAGAUUUACUCAGUAAAACCUUCCCAGAACCAGAACCAGUCAAGGUCCAGGAGAGGUUCUGGCUGUUUACAGCUGCUUGUUUUGGACCGGUUCUUGUCUCCAACGAGGAAGAGGAGGAGGAGGAAGACGAGAAAGAGGAGGAGGCAGCGUCUUGUUUCUGGGCUCUAACUGCAUCGAGGUUCUGCUUCUUGUCUUUGUGUCGCCUUUUGGUUCUGGUUCUGGUUCUGGUUCUGUGGGGCUGGAGAGUUUUUCCUCCUUCAAAGAUGAAAACUUCCUGGAACUUUGUGGAGAUUCUAAUUUAAAGCAUUUUGCUCUUCAUCUGACGGUUAAGGAGGCCUGAAGCUUCACCAUGAGUCCCGCUGGACGCCCCUCGUUCCUGCUGCUCCUGUUCGCCGCCAUCUCAGCCGGGUUCCCGUGCUCUGCAGCAGGGGGCGCCAGUUUGACCCCAAAGUCCAACAGCACAGCCAGAAACCAGACUAAAUGCGGCGGCGGCACCGACUGCAUCGAGGGCGUCAUCCUGCCGGUGUGGAAGCCGGAGAACCCGGCCUUCCCCGACCGCCUGGCCAGAGCCACCAUCUACUUCGUGGGGAUGUUCUACAUGUUCCUGGGCGUCUCCAUCAUCGCUGAUCGCUUCAUGGCGUCCAUCGAAGUCAUCACCUCUCAGGAAAGGAAGAUCACCAUAAAGAAGCCCAACGGGGAGAAGAUCACCACCACGGUUCGCGUUUGGAACGAGACGGUGUCCAACCUGACCCUGAUGGCGCUCGGCUCGUCCGCGCCGGAGAUCCUCCUGUCCGUGGUGGAGGUUUGUGGUCACAACUUUAACGCCGGUGAGUUGGGUCCCAACACCAUCGUAGGCAGCGCCGCCUUCAACAUGUUCGUCAUCAUCGGCCUCUGCGUGUCCGUCAUCCCCGACGGGGAGACCAGGAAGGUGAAGCACCUGCGGGUGUUUUUCGUCACCGCCACCUGGAGCGUGUUUGCUUACACCUGGCUGUACCUGAUCCUGGCCGUUUUCUCUCCGGGUGUUGUUGAAAUAUGGGAGGGGCUUCUCACACUCUUCUUCUUCCCUUUCUGUGUUGGGUUUGCUUAUGUGGCCGACCGCAGGCUUCUUUUCUACAAAUACGUGUACAAGCGAUACCGAGCCGGGAAGCAGAAGGGAAUGAUUAUCGAGACCGAGGGUGAGCCAGAUCUCCCUUCAAAGGUGGACGUCGAAAUGGACGGCAAAAUGCUCAACUCCCAUAGAGAUGAACUUCUGGACGGAGAGGUAAAGGAGCUGGACGAGGAGGAGGCGCGCAGAGAGCUGGCCAGGAUCCUGAAGGAGCUGAAGCAGAAACAUCCAGAGAAGGAGACGGAGCAGCUGAUGGAGCUCGCUAACUACCAGGUUCUGACCCAGCAGCAGAAGAGUCGGGCCUUUUACCGCUGCCAGGCGACCAGGAUCAUGACAGGAGCAGGCGACGUCCUGAAGAAACAUGCUGCUGACCAGGCCAAGAGAGCCGCACAGCAUGACAUUUGCUCCGAGAUAUCCAUCAACAACUUUUCCUCCAAGGUCUUCUUCGACCCUGGGAACUACCAGUGUCUGGAGAACUGCGGCAGCGUGGCGCUCAAUGUCGUCCGCCGAGGAGGAGACUUGACCGCUACAGUCUACGUGGAUUACCAGACUGAAGACGGGACCGCCAACGCUGGCUCCGACUACCAGCUCACCGAAGGAACCAUUGUGUUCAAACCCGGUGAGACCGACAAGGAAAUCCACAUCAACAUCAUUGACGACGAUAUUUUUGAGGAAGACGAGCACUUCCUGGUUCACCUCACCAACGUGCGGGUCGCACCAGACGGAGCAAACAACCAUCAGGCGAACCACGCCGAUGGCCUGGCAGGGCUGGGCCUGCCGUGCACGGCCACCGUCACCAUCUUCGACGACGACCACGCCGGGAUCUUCAGUUUUGAGGAGCCGGUGGUGACGGUGAGCGAGAGCGUGGGGGUGAUGGAGGUGAAGGUGACCAGAAACGCAGGGGCACGCGGCGUCGUGGCGGUGCCGUUCAAAACCAUUGAAGGUACGGCUAAGGGCGGCGGAGAAGACUUCGAAGACACGCACGGAGUCCUGGAGUUUGACAACGACGAGAUUGUCAAAUCGAUUCGGAUCAAGGUCGUCGAUGACGAACAGUACGAGAAAAACAAGAACUUCUUCCUGGAGGUCGGCGAUCCUCAGCUGCUAGAGAUGAGUGAACGGAAAGCUCUGCUGCUGCAGGAAGUCGGUGGCUUCGUCCAGACAGACAAGCAGCUGUUUGGUCGAGAAAUCUACAGGAAGGUCCAGGGCCGAGACCGACCCGCCCCGUCCAACGUCAUCGGCAUCACAGAUGGGGUGUGUGAGGACGUUUUGACACAGAAGGAGGAGGAGGAGCGGCGGAUCGCAGAGAUGGGCAGACCAACGUUGGGCGAACACGUCCGACUGGAGGUCAUCAUCGAGGAAUCGUACGAGUUCAAGAACACGGUGGAUAAACUGAUUAAGAAGACCAACCUGGCUCUGGUGAUCGGGACGAACAGCUGGAGGGAGCAGUUUGUGGAGGCCAUCACUGUCAGCUCAGGUGGUGAUGAUGAUGAUGACUGUGGUGAAGAGAAAAUACCUUCCUGUUUUGACUAUGUCAUGCACUUCCUGACUGUCUUCUGGAAGCUUCUGUUUGCCUUCGUUCCUCCAACGGACUACUGGAACGGCUGGGCCUGCUUCGUCGUCUCCAUCUCUGUCAUCGGCAUGCUGACCGCCAUCAUCGGAGACCUGGCGUCGCAUUUUGGCUGCACGGUCGGCCUCAAAGACUCCGUCACUGCCGUGGUGUUCGUCGCGUUGGGUACUUCAGUACCAGACACCUUUGCCAGUAAAGUAGCAGCAACCCAGGACCAAUACGCGGACGCCUCCAUCGGGAACGUUACAGGAAGUAACGCUGUCAACGUCUUCCUGGGCAUUGGCGUGGCGUGGUCCAUCGCCGCCAUCUACCACUACAGCAAGGGCCAGGAGUUCAGGGUGGACCCGGGAACGCUGGCCUUCUCCGUCACGCUCUUCACCAUCUUUGCUUUCAUCUGCAUCGCCGUCCUGAUCUACCGGCGCCGGCCAGCCAUCGGCGGGGAGCUCGGCGGGCCGCGUGUUCCUAAAAUCCUGACUUCCUGCCUGUUCUUCAGCCUGUGGUUGAUGUACAUCAUCUUCUCGUCGCUGGAGGCGUACUGCCACGUCCAGGGCUUCUAGGCCACCUGCUUCCAACUGAAGCUGUGAUUCGGACGGUUUCUCCUCGGUCCAUCGGAUCAUCUGACUGUCACGGGUUCCUAUAACGUGUGUUUCUGUAAAGACUGAGCUCCCGAGAGGUUCUGGUGGGUUUUGGGUUCCUUCAGGUUCUGAUCUGAGAGUCAGAAUUUAGUUUUAACCAAGAUGUUUGGGUCAGUCCUGCUGGUUCCCCUUACUUCCUGUUUCAUUUUUCUAAGGUUCUGGUUUCAGUUGUUCAGGUUUUCAGUGUCUUGGUUCUGGUUUCUGUAGAACCAUCUUUAAAAUGUUCUGUUGGACCCAGAAUGCUGCAUGUUUUCCUCUAAGUUAUCUCAUACCUCCAGAUUAUCAAAUCAAAUCAAAUCAAAUCAAACUUUAUUUGUAUAGCACAUUUCAGCAGCAAGGCAUUUCAUCACUCUGUUAUUAUAUUUAAAGUGAGUUUUUUUCAUGUAUUUUAAAGUUCAGCCGGGUCCAAACGGCUUCAGGGGUUUUCUGUGAAUCUGAGCAGCUUUUCAGACCACCAGGCCCCCCACCAUCCGACCGGACCCCCGCCAUCCAGACCCCCCCCCCCGCCAUCCAGACCCCCCAUCCAGACCCCCGCCAUCCAGACCGGUUUGGUUGCUGACUUCCCUGUGUGAUUCCUCCUCCACCUUUAGUUACGCACAAUAUUUAGCCUUGCAUGAACUUUGAACCCACCGCCACAGAGUGACGUCACCAGAGAUCCUUCGUCUUUAUUCUGCCAUGUGUUGGUUGUUGAAUGCAGUUUCUCCUCAAAAUAUUAAAGUUUAGUGAGUGAUGAUGAGUCCACUUCUGUCUUGGAUCUUCCAACUGGGAACCAGAGGUCCGUAGUAAUUCAGAAUUAUUGUAACUGCUUAUUGCAAUCAUUAAAUAAACUGGUAAUUUAGAAGAAAAUAAGCCCCGCCCCCCCAUCCGGAAACAAAGGCCCAGUUCUGAUGUCGACGGUUUUGCGGAGCGAUGAAAACGACCCCAGUUUCAGCUCCACAAGUUGAGACGGAUGAGAAAACAUCCGUCUAAAACAAGCAGCCAUAAUUUACUGGGCAAAUAUUAAAUGAUCCUCCAUGUUCUGCUACAACCUUGUCAAGAAAAAGAAAAAAAGCUAAUUAAUAGUUUUGGGUGGAUUAUAAAAAUAAAAUAAGAGAUGUAGGAAUAAAUUAUAGUUUAAUUAGUCCUGUGAUUGUUACUCCUGUUAUUCCACCAUGGAUAAUUGGAAAAGCUGAAGUUGAUUUAAGUUUAUUGGAAAAAGGAAAACAACUAGAAAAGAAAGAGGUGGAAAGUAAAGAAUAUGCAGAGUAUAUACAAAUAUAUACAGACGCUUCCAAAAUGUGAAAUGACAAUAUAGGAAUAGCAUUUCUAAUUCUGGAUUUAGAUAUUAUGAGAAAUAGAAGAAUAACAGACCAGUUAACAGUGGAUACAGGUGAAUUAAUGCUUUUAAUGGAAACAGAGAGAGGGAGGUUAUAAUUUGUUCAGAUUCAAGUAGUGCAUUAAUAAGUAUUUUAGAACAAAAUUCAGAAUCAAGGCAAGAUAUUAUAUUGGAUAUUAAUCAUUCAAUUUUUAGGAUUAGAAUUAUGGGUCUUGGGUUAGAUUAGUUUGGAUUCCUGCUCACAUUGGAGUAACAGGAAAUGAGCUGGCAGAUAGUUUUGCUAAGAAUGCAGCAAAAAGUGUAUUGUUGAUUUAAAUAUUAAAAAUAUUAGUAAAAUGUAAGGAAAAAUGUCAGGAACAGUGGGAUAGAGGAAGCAAUGCAAGAUUUUAUUAUAGCAUCCAAAAAAUGUUGGAGAAUUUAGGAAACGUAGCAGGAAUAAAAAAGAAGAGGAUAUUAUAUCUAGAUUAAGGUUUGGACAUACAGGUUUAAACAGAACUCUUAAAGUAAUUAAUAAACAUGAUACAGGUUUCUGUAGUUAUUGUGGGAAAUUAGAAAGAAUACAACAUAUUUUUUUAGAAUACAGUAAGUAUGUUCAGGAAAGGGAGGAGUUAAUUAGAGAUUUAAGUAGGAAUAAAAAUUAAUUAGAUAUUAGGAUUUUUGCUCCAAAGAUCGUCUGGGGAUGUAGUUUUUAAUAGUAUUUUUAGUUUUCUAAGGAGAACAGGUAUGUACGGUGGCCCUGAGGUGCAAAACACAACGUUACCGAAAACGGAAAGGGUUUGUCCCAGUUGGAGACCUGAGAGAUCGCUGAUUGGACGACAGGCAUCAAUACGCUGAGUCCUACUUACGUCGCCGCCAUCUUGAAAGUGGCAGUUGGAGAAAACCUGCUGCGGGACGAGUUUCAACGGUUUUACUGUACAAAAUGGACCCACUGCCUUUACGUUACGUCUUUUAAUUCAUUUCUGGAAAUAGCAAAUGCACAUUGAAUUAUGGAAUUGUGUUAAUAUGUCCAUGAAUCCAUCACUGUAAAGGUGUGUGUGUGUGUGUGUGUGUGUUCAUCAAUAAAAACGAUUUAUCAGAAUCGUA